This is a messenger RNA of Magnolia sinica, 4315 nucleotides long. RefSeq lists its product as uncharacterized. NCBI's taxonomy places the organism in Eukaryota, Viridiplantae, Streptophyta, Magnoliopsida, Magnoliales, Magnoliaceae. Gene Ontology annotation, biological process: protein export from nucleus. Gene Ontology annotation, cellular component: cytoplasm; nuclear pore. The transcript is spliced from 32 exons. Gene Ontology annotation, molecular function: nuclear export signal receptor activity. Bases 114 to 3626 code for a protein of 1170 amino acids. The record is from RefSeq and is a predicted model, not a curated record.
AGGGUUAACGAGAAGCUAUAAAAACCUCCCCACUCAAUCCAAUCAAACUCCGCUCACUCCAAUCAGUCUUCUUCUCUAGAGAAAAAUCCCCACCCAUAGAAACCCUAAAGAAGAUGCAGCGAUGUUCGGGAGGAACGGUCGAUCUCUCUCAGCUCCAAGCAACCAUGCAAGCAAUCGAGCAAGCCUGCAGUUCGAUCCAGAUGCAUAUGAAUCCAGCAGCAGCUGAGGCAACCAUUUUAGCUCUCCGCCAGUCUCCUCAGCCGUAUCAGUCAUGCCAAUUCAUUCUUGAAAAUUCUCAGCUUGCAAAUGCAAGGUUUCAGGCUGCUGCAGCAAUCCGAGAUGCAGCAAUACGGGAAUGGGGAUUCCUCACACCUGAGGAUAAGAGAGGCUUGAUAACCUUUUGCCUUUGCUUUGUCAUGAAACAUGCAGAUUCAACUGAUGCCUACGUACAAGCAAAGGUUUCUGCUGUUGGUGCUCAGUUGAUGAAAAGAGGCUGGCCAGACUUCACUGUAGCAGAGCGAGAGGCCUUUUUCGCUGAGGUAAAGCAGGCUGUUCUUGGCAUUCAUGGUGUAGACGCACAAUCCACAGGGAUCAAUUUUCUUGAAUCCUUGGUGUCGGAAUUUUCGCCCUCUACUUCUACUGCUAUGGGCCUCCCUGCAGAGUUUCACGAGCAGUGUCGGGCUUCUUUAGAGCUGGAUUAUUUGAAGACUUUCUAUUGCUGGGCCCAAGAUGCUGCACUAAGAGUUGCAGAUAAAAUAGCAGGAUGUAAUGCCACUGUCUCAGAAGUUAAAGUUUGUUCGACUGCGCUGCGUCUCAUGUUUCAAAUCUUGAAUUGGAAUUUCCAAUCCACUAAAAGUGCAGCUCAGGGUACCAAGAGCAGAAUACAUCCAUUUACAUCUGGAGUUAGACAUGAUACCAUGUUGCUAAAGAAGUCUGACUGUGUCUUGGUACAGCCAGGGCCCGCGUGGCAUGAUAUUUUGAUUUCUAGUGGCCAUGUUGCAUGGCUUUUGGGUUUAUAUGGGACACUGCGACAAAAGCUUUCGCAUGAUGGUAGUUGGAUUGAUUCUCCUCUUGCAGUUUCUGCUCGACAGCUUAUAGUACAGUUAUGUUCCUUGACUGGGAAUAUAUUUCCUUCAGAUAAUGGGCAAGUGCAAGAAAAACACCUGCUACAAAUGCUGUGUGGAAUUGUCCAAUGGAUCGAUCCUCCAGAUGCUAUACCAACUGCGAUCAAAUGUGGAAAAAGCGAAAGUGAGAUGCUUGAUGGCUGCCGUGCAUUGCUUUCAAUUGCAACUCUAGCUACUCCCGUGGUGUUUGACAAUCUUCUGAAAUCUAUUAGGCCCUUUGGUACCAUUAGUCUGUUAUCUGCCUUGACAUGUGUAGUAGUAAGAGCAAAUGCAGCUAAUGAUAAUGAAGAAGAAACAUGGAAUUCAGAUGCUCUGGAUAUCUUGUUGGAUACAUGGAAUGUCCUUUUGGAGCCAACAGAUCUUGGCAAGAACUCCCUUUCACAUGAAGGAAUAAAUGCUGCUGCCACUGUCUUCAAUGUGAUCAUUGAAUCUGAGUUAAAGGCUGCUGCCGAUUCUGCUUUUGAUGAUGGUGAUGACUCCGAUAAUUUUCAGGCCUCAAUUUCAGCAAGAGAUGAAAGGCUAAGCUCCUAUGCCCUUAUUGCACGAGCAGCAGCUGCCUUCACCAUUCCGUUUCUCACUAGGCUGCUUUCGGAACGCUUUGCAGUGCUUCAUCAGGGCAGGGGAAAAGCUGAUCCCACUCGCACGCUGGAGGAACUUUACUGGCUCUUACUAUUAACUGGGCAUGUUCUCGCAGAUGCAGGGGAGGGAGAGACACCACUGGUACCGGAGUCACUACAAGUCCAGUUUUCGGAUGUUGUGGAAGCAGCACAACAUCCUGUAGUUGUACUUUCUGGAUCAAUCAUAAGUUUUGCAGAGCAGAGUUUAGAUCAAGAAAUGAGAGCAUCAUUUUUCAGUCCUCGAGUCAUGGAGGCAGUGGUGUGGUUCCUUGCAAGAUGGGCGGAUACAUAUCUAAUGCCCCUUGAAGCUGGUAAAGUACAUAAUUGUACUGCAGAGAAUGAAUUUGAACAGCUACAUGAGUCACAUCUUUCCAGAAAGGCUCUACUUAGUUUUUGUGGAGAUCAUGAUCAGGGGAAACGGGUGCUUGACGUUAUUGUUCGUAUUUCCAUGACAACACUUACUUCAUAUCCUGGAGAGAAUGAUCUGCAGGCACUCACUUGUUACCAGCUACUUCCCUCGCUUGUUCGACGAAGAAAUGUCUGUGUUCACCUUGUCGCAUUGGACUCAUGGCAUAGCAUAGCAAAUGCUUUUGCAAAUGAUAGGACUUUGUUCUCACUAACUGCUCCUUUGCAACGUUCACUUGCAGAAUCACUAUGUCGUUCAGCUUCAGGCAUGAAAACUUCAGAGGCAUCCAAUCAGUAUGUGAGGGAUCUCAUGGGACAGAUGACAGUAUACCUAAUAGAUAUAUCCACCAAGAAUGACCUGAAAGCUGUCGCUCAACAACCAGAUGUUAUUCUUUUGGUCAGUUGUUUGUUGGAGCGGUUGAGAGGAGCAGCUAGAGCCACUCAGCCUCGAACUCAAAAGGCUAUAUUCGACAUAGGUGCAGCUGUAAUGAGCCCCAUUUUGACUCUUAUAGAAAUUUAUAAAAACGAGUCUGCAGUUGUCUACGUGUUACUUAAAUUUGUGGUCGACUGGGUGGAAGGGCAAGUCGUGUUUCUGGAGGCUAAAGACACUGCAGUUUUAGUUAGUUUUUGCAUGCAGUUACUACAAAUCUACUCCUCUCACAAUAUUGGCAAGAUCUCAUUGAGUCUUUCAAGCAGCUUGCUGAGCGAGGUGAAGACUGAGAAGUAUAAGGAUUUGCGAGCACUGCUUCAACUCCUCACAAAUCUCUGUUCAAAAGAUCUGGUUGACUUCUCUUCAGGUUCUGAUGAGGUCGAGAAAACAGAUAUCGGUCAGGUUGUUUACUUGGGCCUGCACAUAGUUACCCCUCUGAUAUCUUUGGACCUUCUGAAAUACCCUAAACUCUGUCAUGAUUAUUUUGCACUGCUAUCACAUAUGUUGGAGGUCUAUCCUGAAAAGGUUGCACAGUUAAAUACUGAAUCAUUUGCGCACACAAUUGGAACUCUCGACUUUGGUCUUCGUCAUCAGGACACUGAAGUUGUUAACAUGUGCCUGAGUGCCCUAAACGCACUUGCUUCCUACCAUUACAAGGAGAGAAGUGCUGGUAGAGAUGGUUUAGGAGCCCAUGCAGCAGGUUUUGAGGACCCAAAUGGAAAUUUUCAUGAAGGCAUUUUAAGCCAGUUUCUACAGUCACUGCUGCGGUUACUUCUUUUUGAAGAUUACAGCACUGAACUUGUUGGUGCAGCGGCGGAUGCUCUCCUUCCAUUGAUCCUCUGCGAACAAGGUCUAUAUCAGAGGUUGGGGCACGAGCUACUAGAGAGGCAGGCGAAUCCCCCAGUGCGGUCGAGGCUGGCUAGUGCAUUGCAGUCUCUUACAAGCUCAAACCAGCUCUCUUCUUCACUUGACCGGAUGAAUUACCAGAGAUUUAGGAAGAAUCUCUACAACUUCUUGAUUGAAGUUCGUGGGUUUCUCCGGACUAUGUGAUAUCGCGGAUCUGGAAAGUUCCAUUAAAGAAAAAACACAAAUCCAUUUGCUAUCAUUUUCAGUGUCACAAAGUCUGUGAGUCAAUAGAGGGAAAGGGUUUUGUGGUUCACAGUGAUGAAGUUGUAGACAAAGUGGCCUUCCUUGUGCAUAUAUACACAGAUCUCGUGAUUGGCUAGAGUGCUACCGACCAUGUUAGAUCUCCCUGAUGCAAAUGCAUAAGUAGCCUGCCAUGGCUUUCGGACAUUCCAUUCAUGAUCGAUGAUAGUCAACUGUCCGGAUGCAAAGGUUUGGGUCUUGCCGAUCAAUCGCUACAUGCAAACAGACCCUUCUCAAUAGGGUUCUUGGAUUUGUUGGCUUUGAGAUCUCUGGUCUUCCAUGGUAUUUGAUGUGAGAUUUCUUGUUCUUUUUCUUUUUCUUUUUAUUGAACAAUGCCCAGAUACUUCUUCUGAAUACCAGCUCAUAGAUUACAAUUUUUGAACCGUAUCAAGGCCGGUGUCCUCUGCUAUCUCCCAAGGUGCAAAGGAGCAGCACAGUAUUUGGGUAACCUCGGUUCGGACAUGAGGAAAUUUUUUCAAGGAUUUUUCAGCUCCCAGGGGGAUUUUUAGAUGCAACUGUAAUGUAUAUUGAAAUGCAAUUUUGGUGUUGAUUGUAGCAAGAGAGAUGACGUUAUACCCAUCUUUGUUUUCCUA